AAUUUUCAUACACUAUCCAUACUGCAAUUAACUCGUUCGAAUCCGAAAGAAAAUAAUGGCUGAUGAUAAAAGAAUCGUUGUUAUCGGAGUUGAUGGAAGUGUUCGUUCAGAGCACGCUUUUGAUUGGUAUGCUGAACAUUUGCACAAAAAAAAGAACUACGUAAUUGUCAUCCAUUCCGUUGAAGUGCAUAAUGUCCAUCCUUAUCCGUCAGUUUUUGUUUCGCCGGAAGUUAUGCAAGCUGAAUUCGAAAAGGAAAAGUCCAAGUCAAAGAAGCUGGAAGAGUACUACACCGAGAGACUUAAGCAAAGGAACAUUGAAGGUGAAUUUGUAAUAAAAAAUGGUAAACCUGGAGAAGCGAUUGUAGCAUUAGCUAAUGAUAUGAAAACCGAAAUGAUCGUUGUUGGAACAAGAGGUCACGGAAAACUAAGGAGAACAAUACUUGGUUCAGUAAGUGAUUAUAUCGUUCAUCAUGCUCAUUGCGCAGUUAUAACUGUCAGACCGGAUGUUCCUCUUUAA
Dimorphilus gyrociliatus is the source of this 517-nucleotide messenger RNA. Lineage: Eukaryota; Metazoa; Annelida; Polychaeta; Dinophilidae. The record is from the annotation of a GenBank genome assembly.